CCAGCCCCCGGACGUCGAGAGCACACACCCUAGAAGGCUCGGCCGGCGUCGAGGCCCGGACUCUCGCGUGGGACAGACGCACAGCUUCGAGCCGAGCACACCUGGUCUUCCGCCCGUCCCCGUCCCGCGCCGCCGUGAUGCGCACCCGCGGACCUGCGCCGCCCCGGUGGCCGCUGCUGCUGCUCUUGAUGCUGGGCCUCGGGCGAACCGGCGCCCCGGAGGACGAGGAUAGCGACUACGCGGAGCUGGCACUCGCCUUCCCGUCGGAGGAGGACGGCCCGGCCGACGCGGCCCCGCAUGUGCCCUCCGCCACCUUCCACCGCUGCGCCAAGGAGGCAUGGAGGCUGCCCAGCACCUACAUGGUGGUGCUAAAGGAGGGGACCCACCAUGAGCAGACCCAGCACACAGCCCUCCGCCUGCAAACCAGGGCUGCCCGCCGGGGCUACCUCACCACCGUCCUGCACCUUUUCCACCACCUGGUCCCCGGCUUCCUCGUGAAGAUGAGUGCAGACCUGCUGGAUCUGGCCCUGCGGCUGCCACACGUUGAGUACAUUGAGGAAGACUCCUCCGUCUUCGCGCAGAGCGUCCCGUGGAAUCUGGAGAGGAUCCUCCCUGCACGGUACCAGGCAGAGGAGUACAGCGCCCCCAGUGGAGGCGGCCUGGUGGAGGUGUACCUCUUAGACACUGGCAUCCAGAGCGGCCACCGGGAAAUCCAGGGCAGGAUCACAGUCACCGACUUUGAGAGUGUACCCGAAGAGGAUGGGACACGCUUCCACAGACAGGCAAACAAGUGUGACAGCCACGGCACCCACCUGGCUGGUGUGGUCAGCGGCCGGGAUGCAGGUGUGGCGAAGGGUGCCAGCCUACGCAGCCUGCGUGUGCUCAACUGCCAAGGAAAGGGCACAGUCAGCGGCACCCUCAUAGGCCUGGAGUUCAUUCGGAAAAGCCAGCUGGCUCAGCCCGUGGGGCCGCUGGUGGUGCUGCUGCCCCUGGCUGGUGGGUACAGCCGCACCCUCAACGCUGCCUGCCACCACCUGGCAAGGGUGGGGGUGGUGCUGGUUGCGGCAGCCGGCAACUUCCGGGACGAUGCCUGCCUCUACUCCCCAGCUUCAGCUCCAGAGGUCAUCACAGUUGGGGCCACCAAUGCCCAGGACCAGCCAGUAACCCUGGGGACCUUGGGGACCAACUUUGGCCGCUGUGUGGACCUCUUUGCCCCAGGGGAGGACAUUAUUGGUGCCUCCAGUGAUUGUAGCACCUGCUUUGUGUCACAGAGUGGGACGUCACAGGCUGCUGCCCAUGUGGCAGGCAUAGUGGCCAUGAUGCUGAAGGCUGAGCCAGAGCUCACGCUGGCUGAGCUGCGGCAGAGGCUGAUCCACUUCUCUGCCAAAGACGUCAUCAACGAGGCCUGGUUCCCUGAGGACCAGCGAGUGCUGACACCAAACCUGGUGGCCACACUGCCCCCCAGUACCCACAGAGCAGGGGGCCAGCUGCUCUGCAGGACGGUGUGGUCAGCACACUCGGGGCCCACGCGCAUGGCUACCGCCCGGGCCCACUGUGCCCCUGGCGAGGAGCUGCUGAGCUGCUCUAGUUUCUCUCGGAGUGGGAAACGGCGGGGCGAGCGCAUCGAGGACCUCAGGGGCAGGCGAGUGUGCCUGGCCCACAACGCAUUUGGGGGUGAGGGCGUCUACGCUGUUGCCAGGUGCUGCCUGCUGCCCCAGGCCAACUGCAGCGUGCACAUGGCCGUGGCUGUGGCUGGGAUGAAACCCCAUGUUCACUGCCACCAGCAGGACCAGGUCCUCACAGGCUGCAGCGCCCACUGGGAGGCUGAGGAUUUUGGUGCCCACGGGUGGCCUGUGGUGAGGCCAGGUAGGCCCGGCCAGUGUGUGGGCCCCAAGGAGGCCAGCGUACACGCGUCCUGCUGCCAGGCCUCUGGCCUGGAGUGCAGAGUCAAGGAGCAUGGUGUCCCACAGCCUGUGGAGCAGGUUACUGUAUCCUGUGAGGACGGCUGGACGCUGACGGGCUGUAGUGCCCUCCCCGGAGCCUCCUUGGUCCUUGGGGCCUACGCCGUGGACAACACAUGUGUGGUGAAGAGCCGUGCCAUGAAGGUGGUAGGCAGAACCAGUGAGGAAGCUGUGGCAGCUGCUGCCAUCUGCUGCCAGGGCCGGGCCUUGGAGCAGGCCUCCUGGCAGCGCCAGUGACAGCCUUGCCAGGUUGGGGGCCCACAUAGGCUGAGCCUGGGCCUGCAGGGACAGAUGUGCUGCCUGGUGCUGCCAGGGCUCCUUGCCUGGGAGGACUCACCUGGGCCCCGGGGUGGGCUGCAGCCUGGCCCCAUCACACCUCCACCUCCGCAGCACAGCACAGAAGCUGGGCUCCACCUGUGCACAGCUCACGGCAGAGGACCUGCCUGUGUCUGAGCUCUUGCGGUGUGCCAGGCACUGUCAUUUCCCUGAGGGAGGGAGGAUGUGGGGGACCGUCGGGAGCGUUGGGCCAG
Molecule: messenger RNA, 2491 nt
Organism: Octodon degus (degu)
Lineage: Eukaryota; Metazoa; Chordata; Mammalia; Rodentia; Octodontidae
Gene: Pcsk9
Product: proprotein convertase subtilisin/kexin type 9
Exons: 12
Coding region: 138-2198 (686 amino acids)
Biological process (GO): proteolysis
Molecular function (GO): serine-type endopeptidase activity
Source: RefSeq, a predicted model, not a curated record